Aegilops tauschii subsp. strangulata is the source of this 477-nucleotide messenger RNA. Lineage: Eukaryota; Viridiplantae; Streptophyta; Magnoliopsida; Poales; Poaceae. The record is from RefSeq and is a predicted model, not a curated record.
AUGGGCGCUGCGGGCGUGGCCGGCGGGGGCGCACCCGACUGGGCGCCGGCGGCCACAGCAGGGCGCCGGAGCAAGAGGAGGGGGGGUGCCAGUGGCCAGGGGCGGCCGGAGUCGGCCCGGCGAAGGCCAGCGGGCGCGGGACGCGGCCGGUGCGGCGCAUCCGCGGCGGCGCGGGCGGCACGGGAAGCGGCGGUCGGUGGCGGCCAACGGCGGGCGGGCCCGGCGCAGGGAGCUCGCACGGGAGCGGCCUGGGGGCGAGGGUGGCCACAGGCAGGCGCGGGAGUGCGCGCGCGUGCGGGCGGGAGAGACGGGGCGGGGGCGCGGGUGAGGACGGCGUCCGAGGCCACCGCGGGCGGGCGGCCGUGGGCGCACGCCGGGAGGGUGGGGCUGCGGGAGCGCGAGCUCGCGCGCAGCCACGGGCGCGAGGCAACGGCGCGGGCCGCGCGGCGGGGCGAGGGAAGGAGAGGAGGGGCGUGA